AAACUAAAAAGAAGCGUUGCUCGAAAGAAGCCGUAAACAACGAGCUGCAUUUGCAGGUUAAAAAUCCAUUGCACAGAUUGAAUAAUGCCGAUUUUUCGCGGAUCUCGCGUCUUCAGAUGGAUAAUUUUACAACAACGAUGUACGAAAGUUGUAGCAAGACGCGCUAGUAAUGGGGUAAAACCUGCAGAAGCCACUGUCAACUUUUCCAAUGGUCGCAAUUUGACCCUGUCUACUGGGCAAUACGCCAGACUGGCUGAUGGCUGUGCUGUGGGGACCGUUGGAGACACUUCCGUUAUUGUAACAGUGGUUUCCAAAACGAAACCCAGCUCAAGCAGUUUUUUGCCUUUGGUAGUCGAUUACAGGCAGAAAUCGGCAGCUGCCGGCAGAAUACCCACUAAUUUUUUUAGAAGAGAGUUAGGUCCUAGCGAGAGAGAAAUAUUAACCGCCAGAUUAAUCGAUAGGAGCUUAAGGCCCCUAUUUACCGACAACUAUUAUUACGAUACCCAAGUAGUAUGCAGCAUGCUGGCAGUUGAUGGGAUAAACAAUCCAGAUGUAAUUGCAAUCAACGCAGCUUCCACUGCUUUGUCCCUUAGUGAUAUUCCAUGGAAUGGCCCAAUAGGGGCUGUGAGGAUGGGCAUGAUCGACAGUGAAUUGCUGAUAAAUCCUACAAGAAAGGAACUGCAGGAAUCUAAACUGAAUCUAGUCAUUUCAGCCACUAAACGCAACCUAGUUGUUAUGCUAGAAGGUAAUGCUGAUGGUAUUAUGCUACAAGACCUGCAAAAAGCUAUCAAAGUAGGCACCAAAGAGGCACAGCAUGUCGUAUCAGAAAUAGAAAAUCUUCAAAAGCACUUUGGCAAGCCAAAAAGGGCAUUAGAAGCUGCUCCUGUUCUGAGCGAGGCCAUCACUGAAGCUUUACGCAGCUUAUCAGAAAUGAGGGUGAAGGAAGUUCUUCAAAACUAUUCGCUGGAUAAAAUUGCUCGCGAUGUGGCACUAGCCGAAAUCCGAACAAACGCUCUAGAAAAAAUUAGAUCCUCCUUUCCGGACGCUGACCAAAAUCUAGUAAAUGAUGGCUACAGCGCGGUGGUCAAAAAUAUCUUCAGGGAAUUGAUAUUUGAUACCGACAUCAGAUGUGACGGCCGGAAUUUAGAUGAGCUCAGAAAUAUUUCCUGCAAAGUAGAUCUGUACAAACCCUUGCACGGUUCUGCAGUUUUCACUAGAGGCCAAACGCAAGUGCUCUGCACAGUCACGUUGGAUUCUCAUGAGAGUGCUAUGAGGCUGGACCCCUUGAGUGUGGUGACAAGUGGCGUAAAAGAAAAGAACUUUUUUCUCCACUACGAGUUCCCCCCCUUUGCUACCAAGGAAACUGGCCGAAUUGGCCCUAUUGGUAGAAGAGAGAUGGGCCAUGGGGCUUUAGCGGAAAAGGGCUUAUUUCCUACCAUUCCAAGUGAAUUUCCUUUUACUAUUAGACUAACAUCAGAAGUCCUAGAAUCAAAUGGCUCCAGUUCUAUGGCUAGCGUAUGUGGAGGAAGUCUUGCGUUGAUGGACGCUGGGGUGCCGGUAACUUCUCCAGCUGCGGGCGUAGCGAUCGGUCUUGUGACCAAAUAUGACAAAGAGCAGAAAAACAUUACGGACUUCAGACUACUGACUGAUCUGCUCGGUAUAGAAGAUUAUAUGGGCGAUUUGGACUUCAAAAUUGCUGGCAAUAUGAAGGGCGUAACCGCUUUGCAGGCGGAUAUUAAAAUCCCCGGGCUUCCACUGAAAAUUGUGAUGGAAGCGCUGCAGAAGGCUGCGGACGCCAAGAGGAAAAUUCUGCAAAUAAUGAACCAAUGCAUACAGCAACCGAGGACGGAAAAGAAAGACAACUGGCCAGUGGUGGAGGAUCUGGAAGUGGAGCCCCAUAAACGCGCAAAACUUUUAGGCGUUGGUGGCAUUAACUUGAAGAAACUGUUCGCGGAAACAGGGGUGCAGGUGUCUCAAAUGGAGGACACAACGUUUCAAAUAUUCGCGCCUAAUCAAGCUGCUUUGGAGGAAGCGAAGGAAAUCAUUCAAAAAUAUUUAACAACCGAGCGGGUGCCUGCCUUGGAGUUUGGCGAAAUUUACAAAGCAACAAUUGUAGAGGUAAGGGAUAUUGGUGUGAUGGUAACACUCUACGCCGGUAUGCCUCCAGCCCUGCUCCACAAUUCCCAGCUAGACACCCGAAAAGUUGGACAUCCAUCCGCUUUGGGUUUAGAAGUCGGACAAGAACUGCAGGUGAAGUAUUUUGGAAGAGACCCGGUCUCAGGUUUGAUGCGAUUGUCCAGAAAAGUUCUAGUGGCGGCCAGAUUAUGAGGUAUUUAGGAAACAAAUUUUAAAACGAAAUAAAUGGAAAAAUCAAUCAAUUAUGUUGCAUUCUAUUCUGUAUAUACCUAAGCCUGUACAUUUUUAAGGAUUUACAAAGGAUGUCAUUCUUUUUAAGUCCGUUUUUUUAUUAGAAAUAAAUGAUUGUUUGCUAUUUUCUAUCGAAA
Dendroctonus ponderosae (mountain pine beetle) is the source of this 2504-nucleotide messenger RNA. RefSeq names its product polyribonucleotide nucleotidyltransferase 1, mitochondrial (gene PNPase). Gene Ontology annotation, molecular function: polyribonucleotide nucleotidyltransferase activity; RNA binding; 3'-5'-RNA exonuclease activity. NCBI's taxonomy places the organism in Eukaryota, Metazoa, Arthropoda, Insecta, Coleoptera, Curculionidae. The coding region runs from base 85 to 2328 and encodes 747 amino acids. Gene Ontology annotation, cellular component: mitochondrion; cytosol. The record is from RefSeq and is a predicted model, not a curated record. The transcript has 10 exons. Gene Ontology annotation, biological process: mitochondrial RNA 3'-end processing; mitochondrial mRNA catabolic process.